AUGAAUCACACUUUCAUUACUCUUAUCCCGAAGAAAGCUUCGCCGGAGUCCAUGAAAGAUCUUAGACCUAUCAGUCUAUGCAAUGUGAUUUACAAGUUUAUAGCUGAGGUGCUAGCUAAUAGACUCAAGAGGGUUCUCCCAAGUUUGAUUCACGAAUCUCAAAGCACGUUCGUACCUGGAAAACUUAUAACUUAUAAUGCGCUUAUUGCCUUUGAGUUGUUCCACUCCAUGGCUAAGCGUUCGCAGGGUAGAAUGGGUUCAAUUGCGCUUGAGUGGAGUUUUAUUGAGAAGGCUAUGGGUCAGAUGGGUUUUCCGGGGCACUUUAUCAAGCUUAUCUCUGCCUGCAUAUCGUCGGUCACAUUUUCCUUUUUGGUAAAUGGUAAUCCGUAUGGAUUCCUUCUGCCACAGCGAGGUCUCCGUCAAGGCGAUCCUUUGUCGCCAUACUUGUUCCUUAUAUGUGUGGAGGAUGAUAGUGUGUUGUUUGCACAAGCUUCGGAUACGGAAUGUUACGCUCUCAAGCGGAUUAUCAGUGCUUUCGAAGUUUCUUCUGGUCAGGUGGUUAAUUUUGACAAAUCGGAACUCCUUUUCAGUGCAGGAGUACCUCAGAGACAGCGCCAUUCUAUUCAACAAAUCCUUGGGAUUCAGGUAGUGGAUUCUUUUAAGAAAUAUUUGGGUAUGCCAACCAUGGUGGGUCGGUCUAAGAAACCAAUUUUUUCUUUUCUGAAAGACCGGCUGAAUAAGAGAGUUUUUGGAUGGAAGGAGCGGUUUUUGUCGAAGGCAGGUAGAGAGGUUCUGAUCAAGUCAGUAGCUCAAUCUAUCCCGACGUACAUUAUGAGCUGCUUUGCGUUACCUGUUUCCUUUUGUUCUAACAUGCAAAGUAUUAUUUCUAAGUUCUGGUGGAGCGAAACUGACGAAAAAAGGAUCCCUUGGCUAAACAGGCCUAACGCCUUAUUCAGAAUCCUGAAUCGAGUUUUCAAAGCGAAAUACUUCCCAAAUGACUUAUUUAUUCGAGCUUCUCUCAAACGUGGUGCAAGUUUUGUUUGGCGAGUAUUAUGGAGGGGAAGAAAGUUCUCGAUGCGGGGGCAGCGUGGCGGAUUGGUGGUGGAUCGAGAUAAAAUUGAUAGGGCCUUUUCAGUACAGGAUGUGAAUGAAAUUCUGAAGAUUCCAUUUAGUAGAAGACUUCCCCCGGACAAGUUGUUCUGGCCUGCGAACAAAAAUGGUUUCUUCACGGUUAAAUCUUGUUAUUAUAAGGCAUGUAACAUCAUUAAUAAAGGAGUUGCUGGUUCGUCGAUAUCUUCUGAUCUUGAUGGAUUAUGGAACAAAAUAUGGAAGUGCUCAGUGUGGUGCGGAAGCAGAAACAACCCUCCAUGCAUUGAGAGAUUGCGAGGAAGUCCGGGGUCUUUGUUGUUAUCGCCGUUGAAUUUGCGGGUUCAUAGAAGUCCCGCUGCCGAUUUGAUUGAAUGGCUUUGUAGCAUGUUUACUACCCUCAAAUCUGAUGAGUUGCAAGUUUUUGUAACCAGUUUAUGGAUAAUAUUGAAUGAUCAUAACAACGUUGUUUUUGAGAAUCACCGAGUGCCGGCUCAAUUCUUGUUUCGUAGCGUCAUUGCUCUAUGUGACACGAUAUCUGAUUAUCAGGUUCAACCUCAAGAAAACGCUCCAGUUGUUUGGCAGGCUCCUCCUCCAAACUGGGUUAAAAUCAAUACUGACGCGGCCAUUGUUAAACACAAGAAUCUCUCAAUUAUCGCUGCUGUUUGUAGGGAUCAGAAUGGUGAUGUGGUGAGGUGCGGGGUUCAGAUUGUGCAUGGUUUGGUAGAAAUUAAGUUAGCUGAGACAUAUGCUAUUCGAAUGGGUCUCCAACUUGCUGCUGUAACUUCAGUUCAUGAUGUGAUAAUAGAGUCUAAUGCUCUCACAGUUAUUCAGCGUUUGAGAAAUCCGAGUAGUGCCAUAGACAAUGUUAAGCUGAUUGUGGACGAUUUUUUAGCGUUGGUUCAGGAUUUUAACGUGGUGUUCCAACACAUAAAUCGGAAUGGCAACCAAGUUGCCCAUGCUCUAGCUAAAAGGGGCGUUUUUCGGAAAAGAUUGUAA
This is a messenger RNA of Mercurialis annua (annual mercury), 2085 nucleotides long. RefSeq lists its product as uncharacterized. Gene Ontology annotation, molecular function: RNA-DNA hybrid ribonuclease activity; nucleic acid binding. The transcript is spliced from 5 exons. The record is from RefSeq and is a predicted model, not a curated record. Bases 1 to 2085 code for a protein of 694 amino acids. NCBI's taxonomy places the organism in Eukaryota, Viridiplantae, Streptophyta, Magnoliopsida, Malpighiales, Euphorbiaceae.